AUGGCACCCCCGACACGACAGCCACAGCCAGCACCCGAUUCGCCCCGUUCCUCACUGUCUCCGGCUCCCGCAGGCUUGCAGGGAGAUCUUGAAAUGGAGCUGUUUGCGUUGGCAAACGCGCUCUACAACUUGGGAACUACGGUCAUCAAUGAUUCUACCAAAGAACGUGAUAAGCCGGGUGGUGGAAAACAGGUUGGACUCCGUGUAAACGAUGUGGUGUCCCACCUCAGCAACUUGGAUGAAAUGGCCCAGCAUGUUUCAACGAGAAUUCCCAUGCAGAUUUUGGCUGACAUUGAUAAUUCGCGAAAUCCCAUGCAACUGACCAAGGAAAGACUGGAGCGAGCGGCUACUGAGAAUCAGUUCAUGAAUGGAAAAAUCUCAGCGAUCACGUCAUACCGACGAUUGCUGGACGAAGCAAUUGUUCAAAGCUUCCCUGAACUGGAAUCCGAGUUGAACGGACAAUCCUCGGGCACUCAAUAA
This is a messenger RNA of Psilocybe cubensis, 480 nucleotides long. RefSeq lists its product as uncharacterized. The transcript has 3 exons. Gene Ontology annotation, molecular function: transcription coregulator activity. NCBI's taxonomy places the organism in Eukaryota, Fungi, Basidiomycota, Agaricomycetes, Agaricales, Agrocybaceae. Gene Ontology annotation, cellular component: mediator complex. Gene Ontology annotation, biological process: regulation of transcription by RNA polymerase II. Bases 1 to 480 code for a protein of 159 amino acids. The record is from RefSeq and is a predicted model, not a curated record.